UCUGAACAGGGAACGAAGGUAAGUUCAGCGACGAUAUUAUCCAAACUAAUGGCUAUUUCAUUUAUCUUACCGGGUUUUAAUUUUCUAGAGGUAUUUUUUGUAGUUCUAAAAGACAUCAAAGUAAACCAGGUAUUUGUCAAAUUGAUUAAACAACCCCUAAAAGAUCGGCUGCUCACUAGAAAAUAUUGACCACGAUACUUUAGAAUCAUCAGAAAUGAUUAUUUUACAAAGAUAAAAAAAUUUUGAAUCGAGCAAUUUUUUUAUUCAUAAUCCAAGUAUGUUUAGUCCAAAUUUCAGAAAAAAGGUAUGAAAGUUAAAAAUGAUACAGGCCAGAAAAGAUACAAAAAAGUGUACCGAGUAUUGAUUUUUAGUGUACAGGGUAUUGCACAUUAGCUCAACUUUAGUGUACAGAGUAUUGCAAAACAGAAUGUUUAAAUUAGAAUGAAAAAUAGAUAUUUUUGUCUAUUUUUAACGUCUAUUUAUCGAUUUUGCCAUUUUGUUCUCCUGACAAUGUACUGUUAAUGAUAUUUAUUAAAAUAUUUCAGAUUCAACAAUGCAGUUCCAUUGUUAUUACUGUUCCCUUUCUACGAACAAGUACAGCGAAGUAAUUUGCCACUUAAUUGAAAACCACAACAUGGAUGAAAUAAAGUUUAAGCGGGUAAAUGAAGAUGGGUUUAAAGUGUGUGCGUAUAAAAUAACGCCUGAUCUUUGUCGAGAACAAGGUAGGACAAUCAACAUUGAUGAUAAACAUCUUUCAAUUCAUGUCUCAAGAAGAGGUGUAAUUCCUAAGGAAAGUCCAAUGAAAAAAGUGAUAAGACAAGAUUCGACAGUUGAUAAUCGCUAUUUUGAGCUGCUUGAAAAUAAAAAUAUUGAUGAAUGUAUUGACGAAGAUUCCGAUUACGAGGAACUUGUUAGCAUCUUACCAGACGUAAUUCAAAAUUUAAAGGAAUGCGAUAGAUAUGAAGAUUUCAUGAGCUUCAACCGGUUGAUUAGUGAGAGAAAGUUUCCAUUGAGCAAUAUAGCAUUUUUAUUAUUUUUAGACGUUGUUAGGUGGUUUACAUUAGACAAUACAACUUCAAAAAUGCGAUACAGUAACGAAUGUAAAAUGUUCUGGAGAACAGGCUAUAAAUUGUUUCAUGGACGUUUCCUGCGAUUUAUGGGUGGACCAAAAAAUCUUGGUCAAGUGCUUCAAUCAGACAGUUCUUCUGGUAAUCUUCAAUCAAAAGAUUCAAAAGUUAAUUUCAUUGUUCCGCAUCGAAAACUUCUUCAGGAAGAUAUCAAAAUGGUCUCUACUGACACUCCUGGAAUCAUAACAGACAUGAUCGAUGAUAUAUCUAAAAGCGACCCAGAACAGUUAUUAACAUAUAAGAUUUGUGUCGAUGGAAAAAAGAUCAAUCCAUGUUCAGUAGGUGAGGUAGAUUUAUGGGGACUUGAAGAUUCACCAACAUUGCAAGAGAAGAGGGAGCGGACAGAAAGCGAAAUUAAUAUAUAUAAUGCAUAUGUAAGGCAAAUAGAAAGACAGAUAGAAACAGGUAAUUUAUAUGUAAGUGAGGCCACCUGCAAUGUUAGCGAGAGCUGCUUGAGAUCUGUACAGAUACUUAGUAAUAGAAUCAAAGACUUGAGGCGGUUAAAAGUGAAUAAAAAUAUCGCUCUGUCAAAAUUACAGGACCAAAUUGAAGGUGAUUGGAGAUCAAGUAAGUUUGCAAUAGUUAUAAGUAGUCUGCGAACAAGUGUGUACCAGAUUGAAAAUUGCAUCGAGGACAUGUUAAACAUAAAUGACAAGCUUUGCAAAUAUGCAGCUGCAGCAGCUUUAAUUAAAGAAAAUACAUACAAAUCGGAAAAAAAUGUCGAACUUGCAAAACAAGCGAAUUAUGUUUGCCUAGGUGGUGGAAGUGAUCAAACCAUCGAUACCCCACUUAUUAAGCAACGAUCUGAGGCAUGGCAUAAACUCCGUAAAUCGUGUCUAGUCACUGGAAGUACCAUAAAUAAAGCGAUAGGUUUAGAUGGUCUGAAGCAACAAAGGUUACACAUCGAUGCUAAGUCUGGAAGGAAGGAAGCAGAGCCAGUGUCUGAAGAUUUACAAAGGAAAUUCGACUACGGGUCUAAGAAUGAAUUAAAUGCUGUUGCUACGAUGGUGUCAACUUUUCUACCGGCAUUCGAACCGGGUGCUUUGUUUCAUGAAGAAGGGUGUUACAUACUUGAAUACAAUGGAAAGCCAUGCCUUGUGAUAAGUCCUGAUGGUAGUAUAAGGAGUGAGUCAAGAAUAAUUGCAGGAGUGGAAAUCAAAUGUCCAAUUCCUGGGAAACUAUACACCACUCAAAUUCAGUACGAUUUACCACAUUACUAUGUACCACAGGUACUCAGUGAAAUGAGCUGUCUAAACGUAGAACAGCUAUAUUUUGUAUCAUACAGUCAUGAAUCCACUGCUGUUCACAUCGUUGAUUUCGACAGGACACUUUGGAAUAACAUUUUUGCCGAAGUUAAUAGUCUUGACGCUAAAAAUACCCCUAAGAAUUUAAGUAAGAACCUGCCAAUGUUGAAAGAAAACAUUGAAAAUUUCCGCAAAUCAAACGUCAGAUUAAUUGCUGAGGUGAAAUCUAAAACUGCAAUACCAUGUGUUCAUCCAGAUGAGCUUAUAGGAAUGAUAUAUCACAGGACUGACAGCUAUAUUGAUGAAGUCUUGAUGAUGUCAGAAGUUCAGAAAGCUUUAAUUCGCGGAAAGGAUGCAGUUAAAGCAAGCGAUGAGCUGUGUUCUAGAAAAGCAAGUGAGGUACUUGUGUUCGUGCUAGCGGAUCUCGAUAGAAUUCAUAAGCCUGAAAUACCAAGUUCGUUUCCAAUUGCGUAUGCAUUCAAAGGGUAUAGCAUGAAAGCCACAAUCAUGAGAAGCAUGAUCGAAAAAGUUUUAUACGAGUUAUACAUUAGAGGACUAUACACACCAGUUGUGUCGUAUGAUGGACAAUGGGCUGUUCUUGCAAACAGAUCGAAGGAUGGUACACCUUUAACCCUCAUAGAACUUCAAAAGCAUGUGUAUAAUCAGGUAAAAGGAAGACGAAAAUCUGAAAUGAUUAAAUCAAUUUUUGCAACGGCAGUUGUGAAAUCAGAUGAAGUUGGUGAUUUGGAAAAUAAGAUAAACUUCAGCUAUGAUAAUGAAAGAAACGCGGUACAAGUGUACUUGAAGCAUAACGUAAAGAUUUUCCAACCAUCAGUGCAAAUAAAACACUUGCAAGAAAAUGGCACCAAAAAGAAAGACAGGAAAGGAAAAGAUACAAACAAAGAAGCCCAGGAAAAUAUUGAACCCGAAAUAUUGUCAAUGGUCCCAAGUAAAGCUUUAGAGACUUUAGAAGAGGAAGACAUGGAAUUGUUGCAAGAAGUAAACGGAACUAGUAAUUUAAAUCAGACAAACCCAACACACCGGUUCAAUCGGAAUACUUUAAAUUUGGCAGAAACAUUCAUAAGUGAAUUGAAUGAAAGCGACGAAAUGUCACAGCUGAGUACGAGUGAUGAUAUAUCUGAUAGGAUAGAGCAAAUGGAAAUAGAUGACAAAACUGAAGAAUUUCUCAAUACAAUCUUAGAUAAAAAUGACAUAGCAACAAUGUUGAACAGUCUUCGAAUAAAUGAAAAGUCGAAAGCAAAAUGGAAAACUAUAACUGUAGAAGACUUUGAAAGCAUUCUUGAAAACAGUGACAAAACAAAGGAAGAAAUGACAAAGAAUGAAAUGAUUAUUUGUCUCAAUUCAGUUGAAAAUAGUUUGUUAAAAGUAAAUUUGCGUUUUUGCAAAUCUUGGAAUAAGACUAAAUUAAGUGACUUUAUUCAAACAGUAUUAUGCCAAAGUUCUGUUGAUCAGUCAAGAACCACAAAGAAAAAGCGGCAUCGCAAUCCUCAGAAGCUUUCAAUACUGUGCAAACGAGUAAUAAACCAAAUGCCGAAGUCAAUUUUGAACGCAGUCGUUGCCGAACAUGAAAUGUUAGAUGAGAUUAAACAAUGGCGCUCAAAUGGUCCUUUUACCACGGCUACUGAAGUUGGUACGAAUAAAGUGUCGUGGUUUUCUCUACCAGAGUAUAAUUCUGAAACAUUAUCUUACAUUUUUUCUUUUCUGGAUGUACAUCAUCUUAUUACAAACUGUCGAAUAAAGAUUUGCAAAGAUGGAUUGCCCGAAAGAGGUAUCAAUAAACAGGCUUGGAUCGACGUUGCAAAGUCAAACACUACAAAACUGAAAAUUCCACACGUUGAGGACUUGGUAGACAAACAAAGUGACGCUAUAGCGCGUGCAACAUUCUCAGAAGAAGUGCAAAAUGCUAUGAGCAGCCAUUAUCAAAAAGAAGCAUACUUUUGUAAAUUAGUUCGGGAAUUUUAUCAGGCGGAAGAUGACCCUGGGCUCAGUGUUAAUGAGAGGUUCCGACGACGGCUGGAAUUUAGAAGAUGGCUCCUUGAGGAUGUCAAUUUUUGUAAAUUUCCGCCUUAUGGAUCUCACGUGCGAGGUAUACCAAUGGUAAUGUUUCAGGGGUUUCUGACGAACAUUGAACGACGCAUUCAGUUAUUUCCAUACGUUAAAUCGGGGCGAUACAACGUAAGGGCCCUGGGAAGUCUAGAAGCAGAAAACCUUUUCGGUCAAUUUCAGGACUUAGAUCCAAAAGGCAGUGGCGUCAUGAAAUCAGAAGAUAUACCUACAGCAUUAGAACAUGCUUGUCAGUUGCUUAAAGUAAGACUUUUACCUGAUCGACCAUUCCACAUGACACUCUCUCGAGCCAAGGUAUAUCCUUUGAAUGAAUUAUUACAUGAAAGUGGUGUGGAUGACAGAGGGCACGAGGUGUACGUUUACCCAAGUCUAGUAGAUCGAAUAUGUAUGAGGGACCAUUCCUUCGAUGUUAUUUCAAGGAGCAAACGUAAAGCGAGGCGACGACUGGUAGAGAUAAAAGGACCAAACGAAGCUGCCAGAGGAGUGUCCGGAGUUCGUCAGCACCAUAAAUGCGACGAGAGCAAGAUCUUGCCACAUAAACGUUUGGGAAUUGAUAUGGAUAUUUAAAGUUGGAAAUAAUAUUAAUAUGCGACAUUUGUUACCAACAAUAAUAAAUGCCCUGCUAUAAUGCAUUUUGUGAAAUAUAUGUAAUAUGGGUAUUGACACGGUAUAUACACAGUAUGUGGUGUACAACGUUCUUCAUUUCAUGCGCCGUCACCUGAAAUGCAUGUUCUUAAAGUGUCUGAACUACUGGAAGAUAACUAAAACAUUUUGCCCGUCUUAUUGAAUGUUGAAAAUCACAUAUUUCUUCUAUAGUAUGUAUGCCAGAUUGUCUAAAUAAAUUA
Molecule: messenger RNA, 5301 nt
Organism: Ruditapes philippinarum (Manila clam)
Lineage: Eukaryota; Metazoa; Mollusca; Bivalvia; Venerida; Veneridae
Exons: 2
Coding region: 554-5023 (1489 amino acids)
Source: RefSeq, a predicted model, not a curated record